Oncorhynchus gorbuscha (pink salmon) is the source of this 927-nucleotide messenger RNA. Its product is annotated as interferon-induced GTP-binding protein Mx-like. Lineage: Eukaryota; Metazoa; Chordata; Actinopteri; Salmoniformes; Salmonidae. Gene Ontology annotation, molecular function: microtubule binding; GTPase activity; GTP binding. Gene Ontology annotation, cellular component: nucleus; cytoplasm; microtubule. The transcript has 9 exons. Gene Ontology annotation, biological process: defense response to virus. The coding region runs from base 1 to 927 and encodes 308 amino acids. The record is from RefSeq and is a predicted model, not a curated record.
AUGCUAUAUGGAAAGUGGGGUAUUCUAUUCUACAGCCAUUUGGAUAGACAAGUGCGACCAUUCAUCGAACUCAUUGACUUUCAGAGAUCGACUGGAAUCGAGAAAGACCUGACAUUGCCAGCCAUUGCUGUGGUGGCACUACCCAGAGGAAGUGGUAUUGUCACCAGGUGUCUAUUGGAAUUGAAACGAAGGAAGAGUUUUGGAGGCAAAUGGAAGGUAAAGAUCAGUUAUCAAAGGAUAGUGGAGACUUUUGAGGACCCCUCAUUGGUUGAGAUUCAUGUCAGAACAGCUCAGAAUACUCUAGCCGGAGAUGGUGUUGGGAUCUGUGAUGACCUGAUCACGCUGGAAAUCACGUCUCCUGAUGUAUGUGACCUCACACUUAUUGAUCUACCUGGGAUUGCCACUGUACCUGUCAAAGACCAACCAGAGGAUAUUGGUGAUCAGAUCAGACGUCUUAUUUUGAAGUUUAUUUUAAAAAACGAGACCAUUAACCCGGUCGUAGUGCCAUGCAAUGUUGACAUAGCAACAACUGAAGCAUUGAGAAUGGCGCAUUCAGUGGAUCCCAAAGGUGCAAGGACUCUGGAUAUUAUCACAAUUCCAGACUUGGUUGGCAAAGGAGCAGAGCCAGACAUCUUAAAAAGUGUUAAUGGCCAAGUUGUUCACCUGAACAAAGGCUAUAUCAUCGUAAAAUGCCCAGGCCAGAGUGAUAUCAACCAGAAGAUCUCUUUGGUGGACGCCACUCGACUGGAAAUGGAAUUCUUUAAAAACCAUGACACAUACAAUCCACUUCUUGAGCAAAACAAGGUGACAAUACAAUGCCUUUCCAGAAGAUAUGGUUACUUGGCGGAGAAUGUGGCUGCAACAAAAAAAGAGAAUCUGAAGAUAGUUAAGUCAAAGAUGAAUGAAGACAAGGCCUCAAAGAGAUGA